Molecule: messenger RNA, 1371 nt
Organism: Monosiga brevicollis MX1
Lineage: Eukaryota; Choanoflagellata; Craspedida; Salpingoecidae
Exons: 8
Coding region: 50-1255 (401 amino acids)
Biological process (GO): proteasome-mediated ubiquitin-dependent protein catabolic process
Cellular component (GO): proteasome regulatory particle
Source: RefSeq, a predicted model, not a curated record
GGCCAAGGGACAGUGAAACGGAACUGGAGCCAACCCAUGACCCGUCGCCAUGGCCAAUGAGAAGGAGACUGUGAAGAAGCCCGAAGAGGCCGGUGAAGAUGGGGACGUUGAGGAGGUGUCCGACAUUCCCAAGAUGGCGCUCGCCGACUUGAAAUUUGCGUACAGCAAAGCAUCCAGCGAUGCCCAGAAAGCCAUCCAGGAGCAGCUGUUGGAGGGUAUCAAGGCCGACAACAUGCAGCCUUUCUACCGCGAGUGCUGCGCUGACCUUGGCUGGCCCGUGGACCAGGCUCUGGAAGCCGAAAUGACCAAGGCCAACGAAGCCAAACUGGUCGAACUCGAUGCCGCCAUCAAGGAUGCCGAGGAGAACCUGGGCGAGGUCGAGGUGCGCGGUGCCUACACCAACAAAGCCAAACACUUUUGUACCAUCGGUGAUAAGGUGGCCACUGAGAAGGCCUUUGCUGAAGCCCAAAGCAAAGCCAUCUCCACCGGUCAACGCAUCGACAUGACCUUCUUCCUCAUUCGUCUGGGCCUCUUUCACCAUGAUCUGGACAUCUUGGCACGCAACAUUGCCAAGGCUGAUGAUCUGAUGGAGCAGGGUGGUGACUGGGACCGACGCAAUCGCCUCAAGGUCUACAAGGCAAUGUACAAGCUCAUGCAGCGCGACCUCAAGGGCUCGGCACAGCUCUUUUUGGAAAGCGUGUCCACCUUCACGGCCACUGAGGUCAUUUCCUACGCUGACCUCAUCGGCCUGACGGUUUUGCUGUCUCUCGUGGCUCUGCCCCGCCCUGAGCUGAAGAAGAAAGUGGUAGACGGACCUGAAAUCCAGGAAGUGCUUCACCAGCUCCCCCUGCACAAAAAGAUUCUCAUGAGUCUCUACAACUGUGCCUACGAAAACUUUUUUGAGUCACUCGUGGCGAUUGAUGACAUCAUCUCCCAGCACCGCCUCUUUAGCCAACACGCGGCCUACUACAUUCGCGAACUGCGAAUCAUGGCUUACUCCCAGUUGCUUCAAUCCUACCGCAGCGUGACGUUGGCGAGCAUGGCCCAGAUUUUUGGCGUUUCGGUCGAGUUUGUCGAUCAGGAGCUCUCGCGUUUUGUUGCCGCUGGUCGCCUCAACUGCAAGAUUGAUAAGGUCGGUGGCGUAGUGGAGACGACCCGCCCGGAUGAGAAAAACAAGCAGUAUGCGGACACCAUCAAAAAGGGUGAUCUUUUGCUCAACCGCAUUCAGAAGCUGAGUCAAGGCAUCAACAUCUAGGCUCUCUCCCCCUCUCUCGCUUCAAUCACCUCCGCUGUUUCUGUGCCGUGUUUGUACAUGUUGCCACGCAACCCUUUGUCGCCUUGCCUGUUUUGUGAAUUGGAUGGCGACCGCGU